Penicillium samsonianum is the source of this 252-nucleotide messenger RNA. Its product is annotated as Helicase C-terminal. The transcript has a single exon. The record is from RefSeq and is a predicted model, not a curated record. The coding region runs from base 1 to 252 and encodes 83 amino acids. Lineage: Eukaryota; Fungi; Ascomycota; Eurotiomycetes; Eurotiales; Aspergillaceae.
AUGACCGAGCCAGGAGCAGGUGAAAUGGGCCGAGAUGACGAGGAAACCUACGUGGAAAAACAGCUUGAUGACGAUACAGAAACGGCAGACAUAGGCGAUAUACCUAGUUCCAACGAGAACAUCCUCCAGUCUCUUGUCACCAAAGGCACUCGCAAGUUCAACCGGAUGAAGGAACUAGAGCGGCUACUACCCACUCGGCAACCGAGUGACAAAAUACGCCGCUCAAGCACAUUUGCUCCUGCUCCCUCAUAA